AUGGCUACUGGGAAGACUUUCCUAACUAUCUUUUAUCUACUUCUAUACAGCUGUUUCUGCACAGCUGAAAUUCAAAUCUCACAAGUCAGUCAAGUGGAGAAGGGCAUAACAUUGUCUAAAGAUUUUCUCAAAGGAAUUAAUGAUGUGGCUGAAUUUGUUUCAAAAAAAGUGGAAGAUACAGCUCGUACCUCACUCCUCAAAGUCCUCAAAGUCUUUGAUUCUCUUGGCAAAGUUGCAGCAAGUUUUGGCUUCAUCGGGUCAUUAAUUAGCUUCAUCUUUGCAUUCAUUCCUCAAUCAAAUCCAAUGUUUGAGUUCAUGAAGGAACAAUUUGCUGAGGUCAAUCGCAAACUUGACUCUAUGUCUCUUCAAAUUUCCACUCUGCAGACAGAAAUGGAAUGGACAAACUAUGCAAGCACCUACGGCAAAGAUGAGAAUGUGAUCAAGAACUCCUGGGCCAAGCUAACAGAAUUCAUAGAGACCGCGCCUUUUGCCUCCACACAAGAGCAGAAGACCAGGCUGGCUGAGAGGUUCACCACUUUCUAUGAAAACACUGGCACAGAGAACAGUGUUGCUAAUUUAUACAGAUACAUCACUGAGAACAAUCCUGUCAGCUUGAAUAAGAACCUCCUACAGCUCAUCAUUGAGAAAUCAAAUGGUGAUUUUAAUGUUCUGCUGCAAUACUCCACCUACUUCACCACUCUAAUGGUUUCAGGACUAAAAUUAAAUGUGUUUUAUUACAAACUAAAGGGCUAUGAUAGUGAAGUUAAGGCAAAAGAAGCAGUCACGCAACUCUCUAAUGCUUUAUCAGCCAUACAGGAUGCUUUGAUUAAGUGUGCUGAAGACUUUGAGAAAUGGGCUCGCAAGGAUGCUGUAAAACUUAGCAGCCAACCAUUCUCAGAUAGUGAAAAGCUAGCUUCAGAUAUUAAGCAUCUUUUGCAGAGUAAGUUUCACUGGUUCAAAUGGGUAGUAAUUGCCCACUCAAACGAUGCUAAAAAUGAGUUUACCUUUGGACGGUCAAUUAACAUGAAUGUUCAAGAAAAGACAUCAGUUCACAUAAUUCACCAAGAAAAGGGCCGAGCUGUUGAUCAAAACAUUAGAGACAAUCUUAAAUCCAGUAUGCAAAAAGAAUUAGUAAAUCUGAUCAUCACUAAUCAGUGUGCAACAAUGAAGGAUGAGCUGCUCAACAAGUUUGGUGCUAAAGUUACCAGCCACAUACAAUUUCUUCAUGCUCUUACAAAACCAUCAGAUUAUGCACAGACAGAUGUACCGGAUAUUAAGCUGAAUUGUCAGUUUAAUGGAUACUCUAUUUACUUUCCCAGAGACUUUAAUAUCUUCCUCAGAAAGAAUAUUGUGGUAAAGCCUUCCUGCUCAGAUGUGAAUUGUAACCGUGGAGAAUGUAAAUCCAUCAAGGACACCUCACAAGUAUUCUGCAAGUGCCAAAAGAUGUUCUAUGGUCCAGCUUGUGAGGAAAGCAUUCAAAAUAUGAUCGACUAUGCAGCUCUUGAAGGUGAAAUCAAUGGAAUGAUCUAUAAACCAGUCCCUGAUCUGACAACAAUUUAUUUUAGUAUCUGGCAGCUGAAAGAGUACACACAAGAAAUAGUUGGGUCUGUCCGACAUGAAAUCCAGUGGACACAAAUCCUUGUGAAAUACAACGAAAUGAUUCAGAAGUUUCGCUACAUCAAUACAUUACACUCACAACUUGAAAACAGUACAAUAACCCAACGCUACUUUGUUUCUGAGGUUGGAGAUCAGUUCACAGGGGGACGAUCAUUUCAAUUUUAUCUCACAGAAUUUAACCAUAUGAUGAUGGGCACUGGAUUUGGAGACAAAUACAACAUUCUGGAUAUGUUUCGCAAGUCACUGGUCCAGGACUCUCAAAGACGGUCUGGUCAGCCUGUUGAGUGCACGAAGUACUACAGUGACCAGAUUGAUUAUUUUAUACGUUACAUGUUUGCUCUUGUAAAGGAAUCUGUUUUAGCUUGGUCAAAAUAUUUACUAGUCACUGGCAAAUCAGAGAACAUUGAUUUUGUUGAGAAGGUUUUUCUACGCUAUAUCUCACAGCAGUGGAGACUCUUCAAUAAAAAUGGAUGUGGCCCUCUAAAGGCUGUGGAUCUUCAGAACAACCACUGCGAGAAGCUAUACCACAGCACAGCCAAGCAGCAGGUGAGAAUUAAAUGUGGUGGAUUAUUCAAGCCAUUCCCAGAUAUUGUCGAGUGUUCUGGAGGGCAGUGGAGCGCCUUGCCUGUCUGCUACACUGAGCAGGUAAAUGGGAAAGUUGCAUGCAAAUCUGAAGGUGGUGUCACAGUCUGCAAGGCCUCAUGUUUGCCUGGCUGGGGCUCCGCCACACACCCUCUGCCUGAAGAGUAUAAAUGCUUACAACCGCCCUGUCCAUCCUUUAUACCACACAAAUGUAACAACUGCACAAAAAACAACGUUUGUAAGGACGAUGAGGUUUGCACUGGGACCUUUGGCACAUGCCAUGAAACAUGCCUAGUGAAACCCUGUGGAGUGAACGCCAAGUGCUCCUCCUCCAAUCAUGACAGGAGCUGCAGCUGUGUGAACCCGUGGAAGGGAGACCCAAAUAAGGGCUGCAGAAGUCAGGACCUCCAGUGGGUUCAGACCGGAGGAGUGCCCAACAAUGCUGUUCGUUCUAAUGCCCAACUUGCGGUGUGCAAAGCCAUUGGACCUGACGGCGGGUGGCACAGUGGAUUUGUAAAGGGUCAGCGCUGCAACUAUGAAUAUGAUUGGAAAGCACUUCAGGCCAACAGCUACGAGGUUCUGGUUGAUCCGUGUGGAGGACGUGGUUGGAAAUGGAUGAAGGGGGAACAAUGGAACAUGGUCUCAUAUGACAAAUCAAAGAGGUUUCCUGGAGUCAAAUACUAUGUGUGCAGUGCAACUGGUGAUGGCCUUGUAGGGAAGCUUUUCAACACACGAAAAGGCUUUCUGUGCCAUAUUGCCAGGUACAGAAAUACCAGGGAUGGAAGUUUCUAUGCUCUGGUUCCACAACCAUGUAUCUGAAGACACUUCACCAUGAUUCACUGGUCACUGCUUAAGUUUCUCUAGUUUAUUUUGCAAGCUUUGCAUUUGUAGAGGUGCUGUAUUCAUCUUUUGAAAGCUCAAUGCUAAUGUCCUUUCCUGCCAUCAUGAAGUAAUAUUUAUCAGUGGGCACAUUCCAAUGAUAAAUAAAUGUGGCAAAACUUUACAGUAAAGUGUAAAUUGUUAACAUCACUUAAUGUGUUAACUAAAAUGAACAAACAAUGAACAGAACAUUUACUAAGGUUUUUAUUAAUCUCUGAAAAGUUAGUUAAUAAAAAUACUGUUAUUCAUUUUUAAAAUGCUUUAAAUGCUCUAGAGGUAUUGUUCAUUCUUAGUUCAUGUCAACUAAAGUAAUUAACUGAUGUUAAUAAAUGAAACCUUUGUGCAAAAUGUUACCAUAAAUGCUUCAAUGAAUGUUAUUAAAUUCACAUUUAUUUCUUGCUUCAGUGUUAUGGCCGAAAAUAAUGGUUGUGGCUUAAAUAUUUUGUUGAUGACACUGCACACUGUACUGUAUUUUAUGGACUGUAAUAUUGCAAUAAUUGAUGAUUCAAUAUUAUCCAUAACAUUUAUAUUAUUUUUAAAAUGUUUUACUCUAGGUGCAACAGACUAUACAUCUAUCCUUCACAGCCUUGUUUUUGUUUACAUUAAAAAAUAAAAUAUGGCA
Messenger RNA from Carassius carassius (crucian carp), 3700 nucleotides. RefSeq lists its product as uncharacterized. NCBI's taxonomy places the organism in Eukaryota, Metazoa, Chordata, Actinopteri, Cypriniformes, Cyprinidae. The record is from RefSeq and is a predicted model, not a curated record. The transcript is spliced from 4 exons. The coding region runs from base 1 to 3018 and encodes 1005 amino acids.